CUGUAAGAAAAAAAGCCUUUAUUCUAAGACAGGGAUACAUUUUAAAAAGUGUCUUUUUAAUAUAUAGCCCUGUCUUAGAAUAAAGUUUUUUUACUUGGCUUAUUUUGUGAGUGCCUGGAUGUGGCUUUUUUUGUGUGUGUGUGUGUGUGUGUGUGUGUGUGUGUGUUUUGCAGUGGGAUCCACUGUUCAUUUUUGAUAUUUUGUUCCCUCUCUGGAGCACCCAUAGUUUUGCCUGAGAUUACCUGAUGCGCCGCUGGUCAAGAUUUUUUUCUUUGAUUACUACUAUUUUACCUAUUCGUCACAAGUUUGCCUGCCCAUCCAGUCCUGAUGGUUAAUGUGAGCGAUCAAAUUAUUUUGAGGAUUGUUCUUCUGGGGAAGAGUGUGUCAGAAAACAGUCAAGUGGGAAACUUCAUAUUAGGACGGGCAGCGUUUGACAGUGAAGCUCCUCCAAAUGUCGUAGAGAGAGUCGGAGGAAGACUGAAGAACAGACAUGUGAUCAUCAUCAACAGUCCUCAGCUGCUCCAGACAAACAUCUCAGAUCAUCAGAUCACACAGACAGUGAGAGAGUGUGUGUAUCUUUCUGAUCCAGGACCUCACGUGAUCGUUCUGCUCCUCAAACAUGAGCAGUGUUCAACAGAAGAUCAAGAGUGUGUGGAGAAAGUGCUGCAAUCUCUAUCUAAGCAGACUUUUCAACACACCAUGGUGCUCAGCACACAAGAGCCCACUGAAACUAAUGAAAUCCUACAGAAAAUCAUUCAGAAAUGCUGCAACAGACACUUCAGUCUUCAGAGAAGCAGAUCUCCUGAUCAUCUUCUGCAGAUGUUUGAGGACAUUGUGCAAAUGAAUGAUGGACACCACCUGGUUUGUGAGCAACAGGCCACAGAAAGAACAGGUGUAACACAUGAUAAUCUACGAAUUGUGCUGCUGGGAAAGAUUGGUGUUGGAAAGAGUGCAACAGGAAACAAUGGCGGCUCCUGGACCACAUGUGUUUCUGCUGGUGAUUCAACUGGGACGAUUUACUCAAGAGGAAAAAGAUGCUGUGAAGAUGAUCCAGGAGAUGUUUGGAGAGAAAUCCACAGUGUACACCAUGGUGCUUUUCACUAGAGGAGAUGAACUUAGAGAAAGAAGAAUUGAAGAUUUUAUUGAAAAUGAUGCUAGUUUAAAGAACAUCACCCAACAGUUUGGUAAUAGAUACCAUGUGUUCAAUAACAAUGAGACUGAAGAUCAGACGCAAGUUUCUGAGCUGCUGGAGAAAAUUGACUGUUUGCUGACCGAAAAUGGAGGGAGUUUCUACACCAAUGAGAUGUUCCAGCAGGUGGAGAAGAACAUCAAAGAGGAACAAGAGAGAAUCAUGAAAGAGAAAGAAGAAGAGAUCAAGAGAAAAGAAGAAGAGCUGAAAGCCACAUAUGAAGAUGAAAUAGAACAAAUGAAGAAAGAAAAUGAAAGAGUAAGACAAGAAAUGCAGAAUGAACUGAGAAGGAGAGAAGAAUAUUUCAAAAAGAGAGAAGAAGAGAUCAAGAAAGAAACAGAUGAGAAUGUACGAAAAGAGCUGCAGAGAAAACUGGAGGAGCAGCAGAAACUAUCUGAAGAGGAGAAUAAAAGACGACAGAAAGCUUUAGAAGAACAUCAGCAGAAAUUCAUAAAUCACCUGGAAGAAAAACAUGAGACAGAAAAACAAAAACUACAGGAAAUAAUUCAACAUGAAACAAGACAACAAGCAGAACGUGAAAAUCGUACAAAACUAGAGACAGAAGUGGCAAGAGCUUUAAAAGAAGCUGAAGCAAAAUUACCAUACAGAUCAAAGCGAGCUCGUGACUGGGGUGACUAUGUUCCUCUUGUUGGAGGAGCUUUUGGAGUAGUUAUUGGUUUUCUUGAAGACACUGCAUACUGGAUUGUGAGACUAUUAUAUCCUCAACAUCAAGCUCAAAAUCAAACUGAACGGUGCACUGAAAAAAAAACUGUUUUUACAUUUUAGUUUUUACAAAUGUAACUUAAAUUUACAUUUAAAAACUGUUUUUUAUUAACUGAUAUAAUGUUAAUAUACCAACCUAUUAAAAUACUGAAAUCUGUUUAGAUCCUUUGUAAUAAACUGAUAACCACCAAAAGCAGAUGGUGAUGAGAAAGUCACAUGAUGGACCAAAAUGCAUCUCAAGCAGCUUUUAGACAAGCUGAGAAAGAAAAUACUAAUAAAUAAAGAAGGUGCACAAUGUCAUUCAUACAAACACUAAACACCAUCAUGGAAGAAAAUGAAUGACAAAUGUCUUUGAAACAAAAAAAAGCAUGUUGAAUAGCCAUAACUGAAAAAAAAAAUUGCACUGCAUUAAGAGUGCUUGCAUUUUAACACCUUGUAUUUCCAGGGCUUGCAUUUUUAGGUCCUGAAAUGUAAAAUAGUUGGUUAUUUAAGCUGUGAAUAUUUUAAUUUGAAAGAUUUCACACACAUUUUUACAAUUAAAAAUUCAAUAAUUCAUAUGCACCUUCCACAAUACACUUCCAAAAUAUUCAAUCUGUUUAAAAAAUAUGAUGUAUAAUAUUCGCGAGGCAAAUUUCGGUCCAUUUUAUUUCACUUUACAAAUUAGUUUCCACAGAUUCAGUGGUUCAAAUUAGGCAUUUCACAUCUGGGACCACCAGGAAUAGCAGUAGAGCACCGAUGCACGAUCUCCAGCUGCUGUCAGUCGCUCACCAGCAGGUGAUGCAGGCGGCUCUUGAUGAAGGCCAAAGCAUAUAUAUAUAUAUAAGCUCAUCUGCCCUGGCCACUGGCCACUACAGUUAUUUACCAAAAGGUUUUUUUUGUUUUUUCAUGUUCCAAAGGUUGUAGUUUGUUUCUAGUAAGACUGUCUUACUUCAUGUGAAAUUUUGCCUUAAGUAUCUCUCUUACUGUAUGCACUGUUCACAAUUAUUUAAAACAAAAACAAAAAAAUCGGUAAGACCCCAAAAUGGAUUUCUCCUAUAGUAAGUCAGUCUAGUAAGGCGAAUUAUUGGCAAUAUAUAUGUAGUAAUUUUGCCCUCUACUAUUAUUUACUGUAAACAUUAAUUUGAAUUAUUGGACUUUGUUUUGUACUGUGAGGAAAAUUUGCUGACGGUCCCUAAGGCAGC
This is a messenger RNA of Labeo rohita (rohu), 3093 nucleotides long. RefSeq names its product GTPase IMAP family member 4-like. NCBI's taxonomy places the organism in Eukaryota, Metazoa, Chordata, Actinopteri, Cypriniformes, Cyprinidae. Gene Ontology annotation, molecular function: GTP binding. Bases 902 to 1975 code for a protein of 357 amino acids. The record is from RefSeq and is a predicted model, not a curated record. The transcript has 3 exons.